Molecule: messenger RNA, 288 nt
Organism: Didymosphaeria variabile
Lineage: Eukaryota; Fungi; Ascomycota; Dothideomycetes; Pleosporales; Didymosphaeriaceae
Exons: 2
Coding region: 1-288 (95 amino acids)
Source: RefSeq, a predicted model, not a curated record
AUGGCCGCGCAGCAGCUUGUCCGCCGGUGGAUCCUGACCGGCUCUGUGACUGCCGUCACCGUCACUGGAGCUCUCUAUGGAGCUACUCUGAAGAACGACCAGGAAAAGGCUCAGGCAAGGAAGCGAGUCAUGGCCCUUUCGGCCGAUGAAAAGAUUGCACAGUACCAGACCAUGAUUGAGGAAUGGGAACGGACAAAGAACGAACUCGAACGCAAAUUGGACAAUUUCCACGCAAGGAAGAGAGGUCAAGACGUUGGGGAAGGAGAUCGGAGGAGCUCGCCGCGCUAG